GAUGUUUCCAGGCGCCGUGGAGGCGAGCGGGUCAAAGCGGGUGUCUUCCCCGUGUGGGAGUGUCGUGAGCGUGAGAUUUCCUACCAUCGUGUCCGCUGGGGGGUCUCACUAACCAGACAGAGACAGGAUACGUAAAUGCAUGUAUUGUUUUAUCUAUAGUUGGCUUUAUAGCAUCUACCAUGCUGACCAUGCUCCACUCUUCAAUCACCCUCCUCCACCCACAAUGUUACAGUCAUUAGUUGUGUAGGUGCGUAACGACGCGCUUUUACAUUUCAGUCCACUGCGUCCGGCGGCAAUCUUACUUUCGAUGCAUGAGAGUUUGAGGAUUUCAGCCUCUAAGCAGAAUCAUUUGCAUUAUGGCUUCGGAUAUAGAAAGGAACAGACAGCGUUUGAAACAGCUUGUGGGCAAACCUGGGAAUGGAAACUGUGCCGACUGCGGAGCUGCAGAUCCGGAGUGGGCAUCUUACACCCUGGGUGUGUUCAUGUGUCACAGCUGCUCAGGCCUCCAUAGAAACAUUGCACAGAUCAGCAAAGUGAAAUCUCUUCUGCUGGAUCCAUGGAGCAAGUCCGAGGUGGAGUUUAUGGACUCUGUGGGUAACAAUGCUGCCAAGGCCAAAUAUGAACAGAUAGUUCCCGCGUUCUACUACCAGCCCACACAUAAAGACUGCAUGCUCCUGCGGGAACAAUGGAUCCGAGCCAAGUACGAGAGGAAGGAGUUUAUGUGUGUGGAGAGGCAGGAGCCCUACUCGGCAGGCUACAGAGAGGGGUUUCUAUGGAAACGAGGCAGAGACAACGGACAGUACCUCAGCCGAAAAUUUAUUCUGUCUGAACGGGAGGGUGUUUUGAAGUACUUCAACAAGCAUGAUGCCAGAGAGCCCAAAGCGAUAAUGAAGAUCAAUACAGUGAAUGCCACUUUCCAGCCAACAAAAGUUGGCACUGCCCAUGCCCUCCAGAUAACGUAUUUAAAGGACAACAGCACUAGGAAUAUCUUUUGUUACCAUGAGGAUGGGAAGGAAAUGGUGGACUGGUUCAAUGCCAUCAGAGCAGCCAGGUUUCACUACCUGCAGGUGGCUUUCCCUGGAGCUCUCAUAUCUGAUUUGUUGCCAAAGCUAACCAGAAACUACACAAAGGAGGGUUAUAUGGAGAAGACUGGUCCAAAGCACACUGAGGGCUUCAAGAAGAGGUGGUUCACAAUGGAUGACAGGAGGCUCAUGUACUUCAAAGAUCCACUGGACGCCUAUGCACGAGGUGAGGUGUUCAUCGGUAGUAAGGAAAACAGCUACACUGUGCUCCCUGGCCUCCCCCCCAAUAUUCAGGGCUACCACUGGCAGUUCGGAAUCACCAUAGUAACCCCAGACAGGAAGUUCCUUUUUGCGUGCGAGACUGAAGAAGAUCAGAAAGACUGGAUUGCUGCAUUUCAGACUGUUAUCAACCGACCAAUGUUGCCUCAGGAGUAUGCAGUGGAGGCCUAUUUUAAGCACAAACCGUGAAUUGUAUUAGUGUUUGAAGAACUAUUCGUACAGGAUGAGGAGUAUGAAGUGGAGCUGGAGGAAGAGGUGAAGAA
Molecule: messenger RNA, 1564 nt
Organism: Thunnus maccoyii (southern bluefin tuna)
Lineage: Eukaryota; Metazoa; Chordata; Actinopteri; Scombriformes; Scombridae
Product: arf-GAP with dual PH domain-containing protein 1-like
Exons: 11
Coding region: 357-1490 (377 amino acids)
Biological process (GO): positive regulation of GTPase activity
Cellular component (GO): plasma membrane; intracellular membrane-bounded organelle
Molecular function (GO): GTPase activator activity; phosphatidylinositol bisphosphate binding
Source: RefSeq, a predicted model, not a curated record